UUAUCUGCUACUACUAAAGAAAAACUCGAUUACCCCUUUCUCCAUUUCUUCGACAUAGCGCCAUAAAAUCAUCUGUUUUCAACUAUGUGAUGUGAGAGACAACAAAAGUAUUGUGUUUUGUUUUUAUUUUUGUUUUGUUUCACGUUCUUUGUUUUUUGUUGUCAGUGUUUCGAUCUCUCAACUCUGAGCCAUGAAACUCAUCAACGACAAACUUCCCAUGCCAAGUUCUACUUCUACUUCAUCAUCAAGACUCGCCGACCUUGUCUCCGACCAGUUUCCGGCGGGUCUCCGGGUGCUUGUUGUGGAUGAUGACCCUACCUGUCUCAUGAUCCUUGAGAGGAUGCUCCGGUUUUGCUUAUACCAAGUUACCAAAUGUAAGAGGGCUGAGGUUGCAUUAUCACUUCUUAGAGAGAAUAAAAAUGGGUUUGACAUUGUUUUAAGUGAUGUGCAUAUGCCUGACAUGGAUGGGUUCAAGCUUUUAGAACAUAUUGGAUUGGAGAUGGAUCUUCCUGUUAUUAUGAUGUCGGCGGAUGAUGGAAAAAAUGUGGUAAUGAAAGGUGUGAAACAUGGUGCUUGUGAUUAUUUGAUCAAGCCGGUGCGGAUUGAGGCUUUGAAGAAUAUAUGGCAGCAUGUGGUUAGGAAGAGAAAGAAUCAGUGGAAGGAUCUGAAGCAAUGUGGUGGUGGGUUAGAUGAUGGAGAUCGACAACAAAAGGUGUCUGGUGAUGGUGAUUACUCAUCUUCUGCAAAUGAGGGGAAGAGCUCGAGGAAGAGGAGGGAUGAGGAAGAUGAAGCAGAUGAGAGGGAUGAUUGUUCCACGAUGAAGAAGCCGCGAGUUGUUUGGUCUAUUGAGCUGCAUCAACAGUUCAUGGCUGUUGUGAAUCAAGUGGGAUUAGAUAAGGCUGUUCCUAAAAAGAUUAUGGAAAUGAUGAAUGUUCCUGGGCUCACUAGAGAAAACGUUGCUAGCCAUCUUCAGAAAUACCGUUUGUAUCUUCGAAGGUUGAGUGGAGUUUCGCAACAUCAGAGUAACUUGAACAACCCCUUCAUGAGUCCACAAGAGUCAAUAUUUGCGUCAACGUCAUUAAAUGGAAUUGAUGUUCAAACUCUUUCACCCGCUGGCCAGCUCUCAAAUCAAAGUCUAGCCAAGCUUCAAGCAGCUGGACUUUUCAGUUCCGAGAACUCAAAACUAAGAUUUGGAGAAGGGCAUCUGCAAAAUAUGAGCAGCAAUAAACCAAUGAACUUUCUUCACGGAAUCCCUACCAACAUGGAGCCAAAGCAGUUUGCCAAUUUGCACCAGUCUGUUCAACCAUUUGGCAGCACGAAUACAGUCAAUGCUUCUGCUACCCCAAGAGGCCCGUGGUUGAUGCAGAUGGCUCAGUCUCAACCUAGACGUCAGAUGCUAAACGAGAAUACCAAUUCUCAUGCUACAAGGUUUCCGUCAUCUUUCGUGCAGCCUACAGGACCAAUCGGAGUUUCUAAUGGUUUUGUAGGAAAUGUGAUCGCUGAUACAAGCAACAUAACUUACGCCUAUAAUUCAGUUGCUCAAGGUAACGUUGACGCAUCACCUUCGAAUUUAGGCCAUUGCAGUUUUUCCUCUAUCCAACAUGCCGGACAAAAUAGAGACGGUAGUUUGAUCGGAAAAUCAUUGAUCUCUACUGGUGAUGGUAUGAGUCAAGGUAAUCUCCAAAAUGUUGGUCAACACCUCAAUACACUUCUUGUUGAAAAUUCAUCAAGGGUUAAAAGUGAAAGAAUUCCUAACCCAAGCUUCGGGAUUAACCCUUUCUCUGAGCAAUUCGGCCAAGAGGAUCUCAUGAGUGCAUUUCUCAAUCAGCACCAAGGCGUUGGUCCCGUCGAAAGUGAGUUUGACUUCGAUGGAUAUUCCCUAGAUAACAUUCCGGUCUAUAACAGAUCCUGUUAGUUCUCUUCCUAAUUGUAGUUACCAAUGUAAAUAUUUGGUGCUCCACAUUAAUCUAAUCAUCAUUCUGCAA
This is a messenger RNA of Vicia villosa (hairy vetch), 1985 nucleotides long. Its product is annotated as two-component response regulator ARR2-like. The record is from RefSeq and is a predicted model, not a curated record. The transcript has 6 exons. Bases 191 to 1915 code for a protein of 574 amino acids. Gene Ontology annotation, molecular function: DNA binding; DNA-binding transcription factor activity. NCBI's taxonomy places the organism in Eukaryota, Viridiplantae, Streptophyta, Magnoliopsida, Fabales, Fabaceae. Gene Ontology annotation, biological process: phosphorelay signal transduction system; cytokinin-activated signaling pathway.